Messenger RNA from Ctenocephalides felis (cat flea), 2926 nucleotides. Its product is annotated as metastasis-associated protein MTA1-like. The transcript is spliced from 17 exons. Gene Ontology annotation, cellular component: nucleoplasm; NuRD complex. Gene Ontology annotation, molecular function: zinc ion binding; transcription corepressor activity; sequence-specific DNA binding. Gene Ontology annotation, biological process: negative regulation of transcription by RNA polymerase II. Bases 112 to 2595 code for a protein of 827 amino acids. NCBI's taxonomy places the organism in Eukaryota, Metazoa, Arthropoda, Insecta, Siphonaptera, Pulicidae. The record is from RefSeq and is a predicted model, not a curated record.
UCUAGCAAAAAAUAAUUAUCAAUUUACUAAUUUGCACGUUUAAAUUGAUUACCAUAUAUUAUUUAUUAAAUGUGAUAUAAGAUCGUUUUUUAUCUGUGUAGUUUGAAUAGUAUGACCUCAAAUAUGUACAGGGUCGGAGAUUAUGUGUACUUUGAAAGUUCUUCAACAUCACCAUAUCAAAUUCGUCGCAUUGAAGAAUUAAACAAAACUGCUUCAGGAAAUGUUGAAGCAAAAGUUAUGUGUUUUUAUCGAAGGAGGGAUUUGCCAGGGAGUCUUGUGCAACUUGCUGAUAAACAUCAAGUUGCUACUUCUGAGGAUUCUCCAGUUGCUAUGAAAUUAAAGAAAAUGUGGCUAAAAACACCUGUAAGUGAAGAGCAAGCUGCACAAGCAGUUUUGGACCCAGCAAUUGCUGCUUUAGAUGAAGAUCAUUUGAUGAAUAAUUCAAGUUCCAAUGUGGGUGGUGGAGGAUCAGAACGUGUGAGUGAAAAUGCUUUACUAACACCCAAACAAAGACUGAGAGCAAAACACAGGGAAUUAUUUUUAUCUCGACAAGUGGAAACUUUACCUGCAACUCAUAUUCGAGGAAAAUGUAGUGUCACAUUACUUAACGAGACUGAAGCAUUGACCAGUUACUUGAAUAAAGAGGAUGCAUUUUUCUAUUGUCUAGUAUUUGAUCCUACACAGAAAACACUUCUAGCUGAUAAAGGUGAAAUUCGUGUGGGUAGUAGAUACCAAACUGAAAUAAUUCCUUUACUGCAGCCUGGUGAGAAAGAUCCACGAGAUUCUGAAGUCACUGAACAACUUGUAUGGACACCAAGACAUCAACUUACAGAUAGGCAAAUAGAUCAAUUUCUGGUUGUCUCAAGAUCUGUUGGAACUUUUGCACGAGCUUUAGAUUGUAGCAGUUCUGUUAAACAACCAUCAUUACACAUGAGUGCAGCAGCUGCUAGUAGAGAUAUAACAUUGUUUCACGCAAUGGAUACACUACAUCAGCACCAAUACAGAUUGGAUGCUGCAAUUGGAUCACUGGUCCCAUCAUCCGGUCCAGUUUUGUGCCGAGAUGAAAUGGAGGAAUGGAGUGCUUCUGAAGCAAACUUAUUUGAAGAGGCUUUAGAAAAAUAUGGCAAAGAUUUCAAUGACAUUAGAACAGACUUUUUACCAUGGAAAACAUUAAAAAAUAUCAUAGAAUACUAUUAUAUGUGGAAAACAACCGAUAGAUAUGUGCAGCAAAAACGAGUGAAGGCUGUUGAAGCAGAAUCAAAAUUAAAACAAGUCUACAUUCCAAAUUAUUCCAAUGGAAGUACAGAUCCUGUAGCACCAUCAGGGAAAAAUUGUGAAAGUUGUGGAGUCACUUCAUCCCCUCAAUGGUAUCAGUGGGGCCCAGGGCACAUGCAAUGUAGGCUAUGCAACAGUUGUUGGCAAUAUUGGAAAAAAUAUGGAGGGCUCAAAAAUCCUGCUCGAAUACUAGAAAAUGAACAAGAUAUUGCAAAUGCUGUUAAGAAAAGAACAGAUUUAGAGCUUACAGUUUUGAGUGGCACAGGAGAUAUAACUGAUAUUCAAGAUGCAGAACGACUUUUGCAAAAUAGCGGACAACUAGGUUCUGGUGGAGUUGCCACCGGUGUAGGUGGCGCAACACAUCGUCCACAUAGGUGCACAGUUGCUGGGUGUGGAAAGGAAUUCAAAUUACGAGCACAUUUAGCUAGACAUUAUGCAACAGUGCACUGUGUGGCUAUGAGGUCGGGUAGUCCCAGGCCUGUUAUGAAAACACGAACAGCAUUUUAUUUACAUGCAACAGCCAUAACUAGAGCAUCAAGAAUAUUGUGCAGACAUUUAGUAAAAGCGAGACAUGCUGCAAGAGCACCAUUCUACCCAAUAAAUGCAGCAGCAGUAAAACAAGAAUGUGCGUUAGCCAUGGCUGGAAGAACAUUACCAGAAUUAAAACAACUUCUCGUAUACCGCAAAAAAGAUCGGGGAAGCGUGACGCAAAUUGCCAAUAGAUUAGGCAAUCCUGGUACAACUGUUGCUGACUGGCUUAUACUUACAUUAAAAGAAAAUAUGCCAAAACCAGAAAAAGUAUCUUUCCCAAAACCACCAAUUGCUGCUGAUGGUUCAUUGAUGUACGAAAGGGUGCCCAAUAAAUCAGAUCUUAUUGAAAAGACACCAAUAAAUUGUGUAGUGCCACCUACAACUGUGAAACGUAGGUUUGACGAAGUCAAUGGUUUAGAACCGGCAGCAGUUGCAGCGCCGCCAGCAAAAAGACCAAACAAAGACCCUAUGCCUCAACACAGGCCAAGUCCGGAACAAUAUGCAGCUAUGCUUGCAGCAGCUCAGGCAACAGGCCAACCACUUCCACGACAUAUACAUCACUUUAAUGGUAAGCCGAAGAUAGCUCAGCUCAGUCGUAGUGGGUCUGGACGUAAACAAGUUAUAAGUUGGAUGGAUGCACCAGAUGACGUAUAUUUUCGAGCCACUGAAACUAGCAAAAGGGCGAGGCGAUCCUUAUCUUCCACUGAAUUACGGCGAGCGGCCCGAAAACCGUGGCGAAAUUUACCAAUUCGACCAAUGACUGAUACACAGUUGGUAAUAUUAGACUGACAUGAGGCUCCCAGACCUUACACAAUGGAGGCUUUGCUCGGAUGAACAUGUGACUUGAAUAUUGUCACAUUGUUUCAUAUUCAUUGUACUAUUGUAUAAAUUAUUUGUGGUUGUGCUACAAGGCAUUGCAGUGGUUAUGUAAUAUAGACUCAAAGAGCCUUCUAUUGCCAAUAUUCCCCUUAUCUGACAUGCACAACAUAAUGGACUGUAAUCGCGCGUUGUGCAUUUUUAAAACUCUCCUAGAUAUAUUUUUACUUUUUAUAAAUAGAAAUAUGCUUAAAUAUAUAACAUUAUUAUUUAAUGAUUUAAUUAGUGUAUUUCAUAGUGUAGA